AUGUACAGACUUCAAACCAAAAGGGUAAAAGCUGCUGCUGGGCAGAUGUGGACUUCAAAUCUCUCCAAGAUCAGGCGAUCUCUUAAAAAUGUUUACCAUAAAUAUAAGAACCAGCACCCAGAUUCAACUAGAGAUCCAACCUCGACUUCCUAUGAUUGUGAUAAAGAUGACAUCACUACUGAUGAAGAAAUGAGUCUUAGAGCAAUGCUCCAAGAUAUUAAAACUGCCCAAAUUGAACUCGUCAGCCAACUGACUGACAUUGUCAGUGUAGUAUCCAAAAUCCAGGAAAAGAUUGACUUUUAUCAGAAGCAGAUAGAGAUCCUGGAAACCAGAAUGAAUAUUAAUGAAGACAAACAAGGCACAAUAACUAAAGAUAUCUUCUCAAUGAAAAAGGACAUCAAUGCUUUAAAGAAGAAGGUGACAGAACUAGAAAACCAGAAUUCUUCCUCCACCAUACAUUGUUUAGAAGUUCCGGAAGGAGAAAGGGGUAAAGAGAUCAUAGAACAACUUCACAAACUCAUACAACCAGAAACUCUGAAGAACACCUUGGCUUCUACAGACUAUGGAAUCUCUUCAGCAGAACCAGAAAACGUGCCCAGUUAUCCUGAGCUCACUGAUCAUCUUGAGGAGAAAACAAUUUCCCCCAAAGUUAAAACUCUGGGAAAAAAUAACCAUCAAAAUGCAUUAAGAAGCUUUAAGAAAGCAAAGUCAAAUAUUUAUAUUUACCCAGACUUUAGUACAUGGAUCAAGCUAACUUUUGUCCAUGGAGGAAAGUGGAGAUUUUUCCUCGGUGCUACAGACUUAGAAGAAUUCAUCCAAUGGCUUCUUUCUAGGCCAGCCAUCUCUCCUGAGGAACCACAACUUGUAACCCAGAGAUAUUGUCCAUUCACUGGGCUUAUUUCAAGUUUGACUACAUUCUGUCUCUCUGUUUUCAACUAUAUUUACUGUUCUUUUGGUUCCUCAAAAGAAGAAAUAACUCGACUAUAG
Nyctereutes procyonoides (raccoon dog) is the source of this 987-nucleotide messenger RNA. RefSeq names its product coiled-coil domain containing 54 (gene CCDC54). Lineage: Eukaryota; Metazoa; Chordata; Mammalia; Carnivora; Canidae. The coding region runs from base 1 to 987 and encodes 328 amino acids. The transcript has a single exon. The record is from RefSeq and is a predicted model, not a curated record.